Messenger RNA from Aspergillus ibericus CBS 121593, 1601 nucleotides. Its product is annotated as glycoside hydrolase family 76 protein. The transcript has 3 exons. The record is from RefSeq and is a predicted model, not a curated record. Lineage: Eukaryota; Fungi; Ascomycota; Eurotiomycetes; Eurotiales; Aspergillaceae. Gene Ontology annotation, biological process: fungal-type cell wall biogenesis; carbohydrate catabolic process. The coding region runs from base 27 to 1601 and encodes 524 amino acids. Gene Ontology annotation, molecular function: mannan endo-1,6-alpha-mannosidase activity.
CCUUGGGAUCCUCACGAACUUCCACUAUGAGUAUCACACAACUAAGCUGGCACGCCCUGCUCCUAGCAGGCUGCGUCUCAGCCAUCGACUUCAACAUCACCAAAACAGACACCAUCAAAACCGCCGCAGCCACCCAACUCCAAAACCUCCUCAGCACCGCCGACUUUAACGGCACCAUCAACCCCAUCUACUCCACCGGCUACCCCGAAGGAAUGCUCUACAUGUCACUAAUCCCCUACUGGAACGCCACCAAAAACACCACCUACAACGAACACAUCAUCGCCCGCAUGCACAACCAAUCCGACACCAUCUACAGCGGCGUCUGGGAAGAAGUCGAUGUCCUGACUAGCGAGUUCGUCGCUUGGGGUCUCGCUGCCGUGACGGCCGCCGAGGUGGACUUUCCCGGAACUCCGAGCAAUUCGUCCUGGUUGGCGUAUGCGAAGAAGGUCGCGUAUACCCUCGACCUCACUAUCGACCAGGGUUCGGUGUGCCAUGGGGGCUUGUAUGAUGAUGAGAGCGACGAACAUGGGACGCAAUUCGACUGGUUCGACAACGGGGCGUAUUUUCAGCUGGUGUCGCGCAUUGCGGCGGCCAGUUCGGGCUCUGAUCAGGGGACGUACGCGGAGUAUGCGGAUAGUGCGUGGUCGUGGAGUGAGACGAAUGGGAUGGUGAAUACCACGGCUUGGUCGGUGAGUGAGAUGGUGUCGAAUAAGACGGCGAAUGCGUCGAGUUGUGCGGCCACGAGUACCUCCCGGUGGACGUGGGCGUAUGGCUUGUACCUUAGUGGUGCGGCGCAUAUGUAUCAGGCGACCAAGUCGGAAGUAUGGCUCAACCGGACCGAAGGCCUACUCAACAGCACGCUGGACACAUUCUUCAUCAACGACAUCCUAGUGGAAGUGGGCUCAGACAGUUCCAGCCUUGGAACAGCCGAACAAUCCACCCUCUCUGCUCUUCCCUUCAAGGGAUUCCUAGCCUUGUGCCUUGCGUCCGUGGCAAACCUAAUGCCGGACUGGGCGGACCGGAUUACACCCUUGUUAGCGGACACGGCCGUGGCCGUGGCAGAGCAAUGCAAUGGCACGAGUAACCAUACUGUCUGUGGAUCGGACUGGGGGGAGAGCACGUACAACAAUGAUCCGUCGUUUGAGAAUACCUGGAAUGCGGCCAACGUGUUUACUUCGAAAUUGCUCCUGCCGGAGAGCAAAUCGACGAACAGCACCAGUGCUAGCAGCGGGAAGUCUAGUGGCGCGACGUCCAAGAAAAAGAGCGACAAGGGCAUUUCGAAAGCCGUCAUCAUCGGCGCUGUGGUCGGGUGCGUGGCUGCCGUGGCGUUAAUCGGUGCGGGCAUCUUUUUCGCGCUGCAGCAAAGGAAUCGCAGAGUCCCGGUUCCGAUCAGGGAGCCGUAUGCGCCGUACGAGCCGGUUCGAAGGAUGGGAAACCCUGCGGAGAUGGCGCAGGGGGGUUAUCGUCCGGAUUUUGAUAAUAGGGGGUUUGCGGAACCGUAUGGUAGGGUCGAUGGGGGGAAUGUUCCUCAUGAAAUGGAUUCAGCUGAGACGUCGAAGCUCGUGGGUCGGACUUAUCAGUCGCCAUACGAGAUGCGUUAG